CUUUAUCUCUUUCUCUCUCAAUAUUAAGUAGGUCGGAAAAUGAGCGGAGGAGGAGGAGGAGACGAGCGAGGUAGUUACAGGUUGGAGACUGAGCUCUGUCUCGGGUUGCCCGGAGCUGAGAUGAAAUUAGUGACGUCAACGACAGCAGCAGCAUCAGGAGGGGGAAAGAGAGGUUUCUCUGAGAAUGAGAGUGAGACUAGUCAUGUUGAUUUAAAGCUGAAGAUCGAAACCAAUCAUAAUAAUAUUGAUGAUCAAUCAGCAGAUCACAAGAAGCUACUAGCUUCUUCUACUUCAUCCUGCAGCAAACAGCAGCAGCAGCAGCAGCAGCAGGAUGAUCAUGGCCACAAUCAUUCCCCCAGCUCCAAGGCUCAAGUGGUGGGUUGGCCACCAGUGAGAUCACACCGGAAGAAUGUGAUGACGCAGAAGAUUAAGAAUAAGAAGAAGGUGGAAUAUUUAGAAGAUGAAGAGAAGAUGAGUACUACUAGUGGUAGUGCCAGUGGAUGUUGUUCUAAUAAUAAGGUAGCAUUAGUAGCUGUAGCAGCAGCUGCGUUGGUGAAGGUUAGCAUGGACGGGGCACCAUACCUUCGGAAGGUGGAUUUGAGAAUGUAUGGUGACUACCAACAACUCUCCAAUGCCUUGGCCAACAUGUUCUCUUCUUUCAUAGGAGGAGGAGGAAGUGAAGGAAGAAUGAUUAAUAAUAAUAAUAAUAAUAAGAUUGAUCUGUAUAAUUAUGUUCAUACCUAUGAAGAUAAGGAUGGAGACUGGAUGCUCGUCGGGGAUGUCCCAUGGGAGAUGUUUGUUCAUUCUUGCAGACGCUUGCGCAUCAUCACCAAAGGAAAAGGAAAGGAAGGACUUAAUUGCACCUAGCUACUGAUGCAAGAGUAGGAGCUGCAUGCUGCUGCUGAUGAUGAUGAUGAGAUCACCGCAGGAAUCAAUGAAUUUAUUUUAUAACACUAGUUAAUAUUAUUAUUCAACCAUAUAUGUAUGUUUGAGUUUGUUUUUUCUUAUAUAGUAAAAUAAUUAAUUAUUAUGAUCUGGAUAUAACCGAAUUAGAGAAGAAAUCCAAAGCAGCUGCUUGCU
Impatiens glandulifera is the source of this 1080-nucleotide messenger RNA. Its product is annotated as auxin-responsive protein IAA14-like. The transcript is spliced from 4 exons. NCBI's taxonomy places the organism in Eukaryota, Viridiplantae, Streptophyta, Magnoliopsida, Ericales, Balsaminaceae. Gene Ontology annotation, molecular function: protein binding. The record is from RefSeq and is a predicted model, not a curated record. Gene Ontology annotation, biological process: regulation of DNA-templated transcription. The coding region runs from base 40 to 867 and encodes 275 amino acids. Gene Ontology annotation, cellular component: nucleus.